UUGUCGGGAGGACCCUGGGCAAAGACGCCUACCCUGCCAUGCUGCGCCGUCUGCCCUCCAGGCUGCCAGUCAAGAUGUGGGGCAGGACUUCGGAGAAACAGAGACAAGCAGAGGGCAGCAGAGGCCCAUGGAAAGGCCCGGCUCUAAGCCAUGGAGGGCCCUGUGCUCAGUCAUGGAGGGACAGCAGUCAGACCCCUCCCCCAUGUCUUAUCCGUAGACUUGACCACAUCGUGAUGACGGUGAAGAGCAUCAAAGACACCACCGUGUUUUAUUCCAAGAUCCUGGGCAUGGAGGUCAUGACUUUUAAGGUAACCACUUCCCCAAAUGCCAAAAUUCAGGAAGACCGGAAAGCACUGUGUUUUGGAGACCAGAAAUUUAACCUCCACGAGGUGGGAAAGGAAUUUGAACCCAAAGCCGCUCACCCAGUUCCUGGCUCCCUGGACAUAUGUCUGAUCACAGAGGUGCCUUUGGAGGAAAUGAUCCAGCACCUCAAGGCUUGUGAUGUCCCUAUUGAGGAGGGGCCAGUCCCCAGAACAGGGGCAAAAGGGCCUAUUAUGUCCAUCUACUUCCGAGACCCCGACAGAAAUCUGAUUGAGGUGUCCAACUACAUCUCCUCGUGAUGGAGGCUGGACCUCCUCCGUUCUGUCCCCCUUGAUGUCGCCCUCUCCUUUCCUUCCUGCAAACCCUCACCCAGGCCCAGAGAUCUCCGAGGACUGAGGACUUAGGCACUUCACACAUCCUGCUGAGGGGGGACCCAAGACAGGUUUGGGACCAAACCUACACAUCUGUAUGUCAUCAAAGCUGGCCUAAUAAAUGCAUAACCUCUC
Pongo pygmaeus (Bornean orangutan) is the source of this 827-nucleotide messenger RNA. RefSeq names its product glyoxalase domain containing 5 (gene GLOD5). The record is from RefSeq and is a predicted model, not a curated record. The transcript is spliced from 5 exons. Bases 39 to 620 code for a protein of 193 amino acids. NCBI's taxonomy places the organism in Eukaryota, Metazoa, Chordata, Mammalia, Primates, Hominidae.